Gongylonema pulchrum is the source of this 411-nucleotide messenger RNA. The record is from the annotation of a GenBank genome assembly. NCBI's taxonomy places the organism in Eukaryota, Metazoa, Nematoda, Chromadorea, Rhabditida, Gongylonematidae.
AUGAGCCUUUCGAAGCCAUCGUUGCAAACUGUUGCGAAUUCGCUCAGUGCUAGCCAACUACAGCAGCAGCAACAGAAGCCAAACGUACAAGUUACGCUGAGAAAUGCAAAUCCAGCAGACGCAUUGCGCCCAGGAAGCGAUUCACGCAAAAUUGUGACCAUCACCACAGGACUUAUGGAUGAUGCUAGGGAAUUUGAGGGUUUCUCGUUCUUCGUCGAUAAGCGAUUUCGUAACUUGAGCGGGGCAAAAAAACUCAGUUAUUUUCGUGAAUUCUGUCCAAAAAAAGAAAAAAACUCUACAGGAAGCGAUUCACGCAAAAUUGUGACCAUCACCACGGGACUUAUGGAUGAUGAUAUAACUAGGAAUUUGAGGAUUUCUUGCUUUUCACCGAUAAACGAUUACAUAAUUUGA